Molecule: messenger RNA, 627 nt
Organism: Didymodactylos carnosus
Lineage: Eukaryota; Metazoa; Rotifera; Eurotatoria; Philodinida; Philodinidae
Source: the annotation of a GenBank genome assembly
AUGUGGCUACGAUCUAAACCGGAGAAAACGUAUUUCGUAUCAUCCGAUAUUUCUCAAGGGGGUCGAAUAGACGUUCCGUUAAUCUCAACCAGCCGUCAAAAAAUACCACCUUAUCAUCUAGCAUUCAUCCAGGUCACGGUUCCGUCAUCCAUUACUACAGACAGUUGGGAUGCAUCGAUAACAUCCGUCGGUCGAAAAAUUCACACUGCCAAUAGUUGGAUUCGAAUUAAAGAUCGAAAAUCAUUCGUACAAGUCGCUAACUGCUCCGCAUCGUCUUCGUACAUUCGCCCGGGACAAAAGGUUGCAUUAGCAGAUCUUUUAGAAUACUCGUCGCAAAAUAAAGACUCCGCAAAUGAAUAUCAAUCAGAAUCACCCAUGCCGAAACAAAAAGGAUUAGAUAAAGAUAUAGAAGAAACAAACAGAGGCAAUGGAGCAGAAGAUAGAGGUCUGUUUUCUCUUUCUCUAGCUAAUGACAUGUUGUCUGCUGAAGGUUUCCCUAUUAGAGGCACUAGCGAGGCUAAGGAUUGCUUAGUACCCUUGCAGGAACCCCCGAAAAGAACCGAAAGCAAGAGAACCGCGAUUCCGGUUCCUCCUACAGAACCGAACUGCGGUUCCGGUUCCCCAUGA